Gasterosteus aculeatus aculeatus (three-spined stickleback) is the source of this 3760-nucleotide messenger RNA. RefSeq names its product sentrin-specific protease 7. Gene Ontology annotation, cellular component: cytoplasm; nucleus. Lineage: Eukaryota; Metazoa; Chordata; Actinopteri; Perciformes; Gasterosteidae. Gene Ontology annotation, biological process: protein desumoylation; proteolysis. Gene Ontology annotation, molecular function: SUMO-specific endopeptidase activity. The record is from RefSeq and is a predicted model, not a curated record.
CCAAUAAACACGUCCGGGGGCCACCGGAUGUUGCCAAAGCGGCACCGAAGCGCCUGCGAAGUGAGUUUUAGUCCAACAAAAUGUGUCUCCAAAGUGUUUGCAAGGUUUCCAAUGGGUGCUUUUGAAAACCCCGGUGGUCUACGUUGUCCUUAUAUUCUCUGUUGGUGUCGGGAGAAGCCCCGGCCUCGGUGCUCUUGCUGUGUCUUAACUAAAUCGUGGACCAUGAUGGAGCAAAGAAGAGCCUUAACUAUUCCAUUGAAUGUUGACCACGAUAAACGGGUGGAAAACCCACUCAAAAUCUCCAUGCCACGUCUGUCAUCACAUUGUGGAAAGUCAGAAAGACAGGUUUCCUGGACGGCAUUUGCAGGUUGCAAACGCAGACAUGGAAGUUCGGAGCAGAUCAAUGGAUCCGAGCGGUUGGAUCAGAAGGUCGAAUCAUUGGAAAUUGUCAGGAGGAAGCCCUGUCUGAUCUUGACCGACGUCCUAGAGACAGAACCGGGCAAGGCGUAUAUGGAAAGGAUCAAACGGGGCCGCCCGUUGGGAAGUCGGAUGUUGCAUUCAGGGAGGGAGAGCGGUCGAUCCGAAAAGGAACCUCUCGUCCGCAGAGAUGUGAGGUGCAGAUGGAGUGAGUCCAGGAAUGACGAGAGCAAGAGUGUCGCCCCUAAAUGCAACCAGAGCACCACCUCGUCCCCCCUGCAUAGGUCGACUCUCAAGAGAAAAUCACAAAAUGGGGACGAUGAAGUGGACAUAGAGGAAGAUAUUGAAGAGCUCGUAACAGGAGAGGACAGAGAUGACUUAACAUUCACGGACGUUGUAGAUUGCGGUUUGUCAGUGAGCUGGGAGCCUGCCGUGGACACAGGGCGCUGUGACGACUUCAUCAAGGACAGGUUGACUGAUCCAGAAAAAGAAAUGGAGCACAGUGCGCAGAAGAGGAAAAAAAAGGAUGCGGGCUCCCAGGUCAACGGGACCGGCAGCCACAACCACCACCGCGAGAGUGUCCUGCGUCUCACCGGAGAGGACGGAAGAGAUGGAGGACAGGACCCAGCGUGCGUUUAUCUGGAAGGAAGCGAAGAGGAUGCAGAUUUGGAAAACCUGGGCCGCAGCAUCGUACAGUCCAGGGUGGGAGUGAAGGAUCCAGCAGAAGUUCUCGUCCCAACCGAGUUGGAAGCCGGAGAGUCCCUUGGUUCCCCCGGGAGGAGUCCAUCGUCUAGCCAGGACCACACAACCGCAACCAGCCCCCCCGAACCCAUUGUGCUGUCCAGUGAUGAUGAGGAGGAUGCUGACCUGGCCUCCGGCGCAGUGAUACAGGGACGAUGCCCGCAGGAUGUAGUGGCCGAUCAGCUGGAAGCUUCUGACGUAGAAGACAUCCAGGUAUUUCCGGGAGUUGCAAAUCUUUCCGGCUCAACGAAAGAUUCAAUUCCCAGUAUGGGCUUCUCCUUCUCCACGCUGUACUGUGGAGGUUACCAAGUGAAAGCAAAUGGAGACUUCAUGAUAGCCGACCAGCAAAUCACAAUCCCGCUCACAGAAGCUGUUGAGGGGGCAGAGGUGACUUUAACCGUGGACCGUAAGGACCUGAGGAGGUACAGCGUGUGGGAACAGCAGGACCUGGAGGACCGGGGGCUUCGCUUUGAGGACGACGAGCAGCCUUCCCCCGCUGCGAUCCUGUUUUGUGUGUCAGAAAGUGCCGCUGCUGCUGUGCAUCGAGAGCUCCUGGAGCGGUGUGUCCCACAAAACGGAAACACGAGCUCUGGCCCCUUCAGCGAAGUGAGCCCCUUCAUUCUGCUGACGCUGAAAUACCCCGUGGAAGGAGUGGAGGGGGCUUUGUUACGCUCCCUCCUGGACAUUGACUGUCUCAACAGUCUGACACAUGAACAAUCCACCGGCAACUUGGACGCAUGUAGCUGUUUGAAGGGCUUCCACACUCCUGUCCUUUCUCUGGAUGACAGCGUAGAGCUGAUCAGAAGAACUGGCCUGGGCUCUCAUCUGCUGUCUCUGCUCGGCCUGCAGACCGCCGACUCUCGUCCGGGCUCAGACCAGGACGGUCCACAUUCCGACACCGACAAUGACGGCGCAGCACACAUCCAGCUGCAGGUUGAGACGCAGGCGCAGACCGAGCUGGAGCGGGAGGCAGAAAAAGACCCAAAGACACAACUCAAACCGGACCAGGUUCAGGAAAAACCGGUGGAGCCCCGCCCUAUUUAUACACUGUGCCAUCGUAGAACCAAAGGAUCCUUCUCCGUGUCCAUGUGUAAACCUCGCUCAAGCUUGAUUAAAUUCAAGCACCAGGGCCUGGCUCGUAGGUUGAUCCAGUUUCCCCCUCCGCCGUUGAAAGGAGGAAUAACCGUCACAAUGGAGGACCUGCGCUGCCUUGACUGCGGGCACUUCCUAAAUGAUGUGAUCAUUGACUUUUACCUCAAAUACCUCCUCCAGAAUGCUUCUGCUGCGUUGGCCGAGCGCUGCCACAUCUUCAGCAGCUUCUUCUACAAGCAGCUGACACGGAGGGACAACGCCAGCGAGGGCGUCACCAGCGACUCUGAUCAGAGGCAGAAGCGGCACCAGCGGGUGAAGACGUGGACACGCCACGUUGACAUCUUCGAAAAGGACUUUCUGUUUGUUCCUGUCAACCAGGAGGCUCAUUGGUAUUUAGUGCUCAUCUGCUUUCCCGGACUGGACGAGGCAAAGUCGGAGACCUGGAGCGGUCCAGACGGCGAGUCGCGGGACCGAGAGGCGGCUCGGGGCUCCGAAAGCCCGAAUGACAGCCAGCAGACGCCGGGCACAUCAAUCCACGAGGACGGCUUGGACACCGAGACAGAAAAGCCUUCGGACGAUUCCACUAAAGAACCGUCGCCUGGUCCAGUGAGCUGCACAGAGCAGACCUGCCAGAAGCGAUCUGUUAGCAAGAGGCCGUGUAUUCUUAUCAUGGAUUCCCUGAAGCUCUCUCUUCACGAGCGGGUCUUCAAAUUGUUACGAGAUUAUCUGCAAGCCGAAUGGGAGGUGCGUCGUGGUUCCACGAGAGACUUUAGUCCCGAUCAGAUGCAAAGCUCGCACUGCAAAGUUCCCCUCCAGGACAACAGCAGUGACUGCGGCCUUUACCUCCUCCAGUACGUCGAGAGUUUUUUGAAGGACCCUGUGGUGCACUUUGACCUCCCGCUACAUCUACAAAAAUGGUUUCCCCGGCAGCAGGUGCGGCGGAAACGAGACGAAAUCCGCGAUCUGGUCCUUUACCUUCACCGAAAUCAGAACCAUGGUAGUGACGGAUGAGAAGGGUGGAGCGGCCGUUCGCUCCAUCACAUUCCCGUAGCCAUAAUGUCAGCGUGAACUAAAAGGAUUUCCUUUACGUUGGAUACUGUUCUUCUGUUCUAUGUUAACUUGAGCAAAACAUGUUAUCAAAACAUCUGUCUUUGGCUCCUGUGAGUUAAGGCAUCAGUGGAUUUAUGAUGAUCAAGUAGCUCUUUUGCAGUAGAUUAGAUCUGGAUGUGAAACUCUUUCUACAUCCCACAACCUUUUACAAUUUUUUUUAAUGCAGCAAGAUCUUUUUAUAAAAGCAAUUUUUUGUAUUUAUUUUUAAUAGGAACGUGUGUAAACAGGAUUUAACAGUAAAGCAGAGUUUGUACAGCAAGUUUUACUUUUAUUUUUUAAUAUUUUAAGGUCAUGUGUUACUUUUUUUAAUCUGUCAUUGGUUUUUCGAUUCAAAGCUCUUCUGGUUCUUCAUUCUUCGAAUAGAUUCACUGAAUAAACGCAGCCAUGUCACAUGUCUGAA